AUGUUAUGCAAGUUAAAAGAAUCAAUAAAGAGAAGUAAAGUGAUCAACAAUGAUGAUAAAACAGUAAUAUUACAGGAGAUUCCAGUAAUGAAGUCUGUACUUGAAGAAGUUGUACAAGAUUUGCGAGGCAAAACAUCUGGGAAAGAUUCUGGAUAUGCAUCAUCUCCAGGUGAAACAUCUGUUCCUUUAAAUGCAGGAGAUCCUGGAUAUGAGUCUGAGGAAGAUUCUGGAUAUAACAGUCGCUCAUCCACUCCGAUCAAAUUGCCAAAUUCACUAUUGACAGAAUCUUAUGAACGUAGUCAGAGUGAAGAAGCUCAAGAAGUGCGCCGAGAAUGCGGUGAAGACUUGAAAAUUAUUACUCCAGGAAUUCGUAUAGAUCCAGGUCAUGACGACCAAAAAAGAACAGCAACACCAAGAGAAGCAAUAAAUUUAGGAGCUGAUUAUAUCGUCAUUGGCAGACCCGAGUUUCAUGGAUUGAGUUGGAAGUUGUUGUUUGGUGGUAAAGCAAAUGCUACUCAACAAAAUACAUCGCAGCAAGAGAAGUCUUCAGGCAAUGAGAGACAGGAUCCUGCUCAAGCACAAUCAAAAUGUACUACAACACCAAAAACUCUAGAUGAAGUUAAUCUUGAUCAGCCAAUACCAACAGUACCAAAAACUCCUGGUGGUGAUAACUCUGUUAAUCAACCAACACCACUGCCAUUAGAUAAUAUAUCUAACAAGCCAUUUGAAGCUCCAACGUUGGAGCAACCUAAGCCCAAUACUACUGGUAAUAACGUAACACAACAAGUGGUUAACAAUGACAGCAAUAGGGAAGCCACUGCUGAAGUAAAACAAGCGUCAAGCUCAACAACUGAUGGUCUAACAGAAUUACCUGGAGUUAAUUCAAUUCAAGAAUUAUCAACUCCUAAUAAUGAGCCUGUUAAAAUAGAUACUCCUGAUCAACCAACACUAUCGGCAGUGCCAGGUAAGUCUCAAGAACCUGUGGUCAAUCCACCUAAAACAGAGGAAAAAGGUAAACCUAAUGAUGCUGCUAGUAACGAGGAAGUACAAUCAGAGGUUAGCAACAAGGAUGUUGAUUCCAAAGUAGGAUUAGGUUCAGAGGUAUCAGACAAUGAAGGAUUUGAAGAUGCUAUUAAGCAAUCAAAAUCACUGGAAGUUCAAGAAGAUGAAGUUGCUAAUGACAUGCAAAAUCAUGGUCAUUCACAAAACUCAAACGGUAUGGCAGGUCCGUUGGCUAAACCUGAUCAAGAGUCUAGUGAUGAGCCUAAUCAGUCAAGUUUUGAUAAUAAAUCUGUUAAAGAUGAUGAUAAAGAGGCUAAUAAUCCUCAACCUGAAAUCUCUGCAAAUGGUAGUGCACCAACUGAUAGCUCGAGUUUCGACAUUGUUUCUAGCCAAGAGACAACACCAGAUGAGUUGCAAGAACCUGAUGAAGAUAAAGAACUAACUAGACAAUUAUAA
This is a messenger RNA of Parnassius apollo (apollo), 1458 nucleotides long. The record is from the annotation of a GenBank genome assembly. Lineage: Eukaryota; Metazoa; Arthropoda; Insecta; Lepidoptera; Papilionidae.